CGUGCGUUAUUUGCAUGGGGCCAUAACAUUUUUAAACCUAGUGAGCCGUGAGCAGUUGAGACCGAUCUAGAUACGCCUUAAUGUCGUGAGAUUUCGGCUCGCACACGCGUUGAGUUUUGUCUGGCGGAAGCAGCACAUCAGCUUUUUUCUCUCGCAACACUCGGAGCGAACGGACGUGCUGCUUGGUGCGUCCGCGCUUGUAUCAAAAGUGGUUUUGUAUUAAACUCUACGUAACGCAAUUAUUCGAAAAAGCAAAAAAAAAAACAGUUUAAUCACAAAGUAAUAAUUAAACAAAAAUUUGUUAGCAAAAGCAAAAUUUGCGUUGGUGCCGGGUCGCGUUUGUGCAUUUGUGGGAAAAAAAAGUGCGUUCGUGUUUUGGAGUGAAGUCCGAAAGGCCUACAAGGAACCUUCUGUCCUGACGUGUGUGGUCGGUGCUGUGUGCGUGGCAAGCGAGUUUUUUUUUCUUAAUUCAUUGUAAAAAAAGAGAAAUUACGCUGUUUGUUUGUGAAGAAGAAAAAAAAAUCAAUCAAGUGUGCAAUAAUCUAUAGCAAAAGCUGUCUGCCGCCGCUUUUAACGGAAUGGAAUACGGCUAGUUCAGUUGUUUCUUACGCCGUGUGAAGCAGAAGUGUGUAUGUGUGUGUCUAUGUAUGUGUGUGUUUGUAUUCCUUCCCCCAAAGGGAGAUGUGAUGUUGUUGGAAAAAUUAAUGAGAUAAAUUGAGAAAAAAAAGAAGUAAAAUUAAAUAGUCAUUAAAUGUCUCAUUUGUGAGUGUUUCCGUCGCUAACGAAUUUACACCCGUCGAUCGUCGUCGUCGAAUAGUGGUUUUUGCUGCCGGCCGUUAGUGUGGUAUUAUGGUGAUAAGGUGGGGGUGUGUUUCCCGCAUUUACAAAACGAGUGCAUUGUUGCUUUUUUUUCGCCCAUUAAUCGAAAAAUCGGGCUCAGCAUCCCGUGAGCAGCUCGCAUUGUCAUCUCUCACCUUUCGUGAAAAGCCGGCUGUCGGAACGACAUAUUCAUCGUGAAUUGUUCCGUUUAACCACAAAAAAAAAGUUAAAUAAAGAGAAAAAAACAGGAAUCUACCCCUUCACUUCCACUCGCGCGCAUUAUAAAGGCCGGUUUUUUCGGGUUUUUUGUUAAUGUAAAUGGAGAAACUCGCUCACUGUGCGUGAGCGGUUCCAUCUUCUCACUGGCUCAACGCGCUCACACAUAGCGAAAUUCCAUUAUUAGUGAUUCUCUCACUCUCACUGAAACGGCGAAUUAAAGUUGUUUUUGUUGUUGUUGUUGCAAGUACUAAGAAAAAUAAAAGACUUGAAGGCUAGCGAGAGAAAAAAAAAACGGCAAAACGCGCAUCAACAUCAUCCUCAUCAUCAACAAAACGUCCAGUCUGCUCUCGUCCCAGCAAACGUUCGGUUUCGGGUCAGGUGGAACAUAACAUCAUCAAUAUUGAAACGGUGAACACCGUAUAACGAAUACAACGGCGGCAGAGCAUCAUCAUCAUCAACGGGGGAAAGCAAAGGCAAUCCCAGCAUCAUCAGAAGCGGCCCGAUUAUGGAUAUCAGGGUCGUUGGCGGUCCCUGCGGCUACCAUGGCUCGUACACAUUUUUCAAGGGCGUUAAAAUAACGUUCGGCCAGAAAGUAACGCACGAAUCGGGCAGUGGUUCCACUUCGUCCGCUUCGUCCGUAGCCAGCCUACCAGUGUCCGCGCCCGGCAGCGGAAGUGUUGGUGGCCCAUCACACAGCACUGCCAACACUACCUCCAUCGACAGCAGCAGUACUACUACCAGCAAUGGCCACGACCGGCGACGCCCAUCGGUCGACAUUCCCAGCGAGGGUGGCACAACCGACUCACCUGAUUCCUCCUCCACGCCAGCUGUCACCACCGCCCAGCCCGAAGCGUUGCCGGCUGGUGAGGAUGGUGAUACACCACCAACCGGGGAGGAACGGGACGAGCGGUUGAAGGACCGCAAUGAUGGUUCCUCCACUGCCCAAUGCAAUCAAACCAAUGCCAACAGUACGUCGACAACCGACGGCAAAAGUAGUAGCGGUGGUAGUAGUGGAAAUAGUGGUAGCAACAGUACUAGUAAUAGCAAUAGCAAUAGUGAUAGUAACGGUAACAACGGUAGCUCUAGUGCCAACGGUGGCACCAGUGGAAAGAGUCAAAAUGGCAACCAUGCGAAGCCAAAACAAACGCAACGAAAAUGUGUCAGCGAAAAUGGCGUCGGUGGCGCUGGUGGAGUUGGUGGAGGUAGUGUUGGAGGCAGUGUUGCCAGCAGCAACGGUACCAGCACCAGAGCCGGUAUCAACAACAACCUUUGCCGAUUAACAUCGGUCGAUCGAGAGCAACACUACCGACCGCUGGUGCUGGCACUGGGCGACUGCAUUCCGGUCCGACCAUGGUCCGACUCACCGAUCGCGUGCUUGGCCGAGCUGCGGAUGGUCUGGAAGGAUCGGAACGAGCAGUGCCUGCUGAUAGCCCUCCGGUUGUACUUUCUGCCGGAAAAUACACCACUGGGCCGUAACUGUCAUGGGGAGGACGAGGUACUAGCAAUCUCGGACAAGGUGAUACUGCGGGCAGAAGACCUCCUCAACUGGAUCGAUACCGAGCAGGAAUGGAGCUGGGGUUUGCUCACGUUGUACGAUGAGCACAGUGCCAAGGAUUGCCUCGGGAUGACGCGACAUCUCAGCAAGAACUCCUCGCUAGACUUUGGCGAUGUGGACAAGGAGAAACAUUCAGGUGAAAACAUUGUCUCGAAGGUGGCAGUGCUAAGCUUUUCAAGGUACUGCCGUUACCGGGCAUUGCUGAAACGUUUGGAAGGUGUCCAGCAUGCGUGGGUACAGAAUGCGCUGGUGGAAACGCUUGGUGGAUUCGUUGCACCGGUCCCUAACAUGCGGAUAAUGUUUUGCAAAGAAACGUUCGACUAUCCGGAGCUGGAGACACACGAGCUGCUGUGCAAUCAUUUGGCGCCAAAGCUAAAGGGACGACCACGCGGCAAGCGAAAGAAAACACUGUCCGAUUCGUCGCAGUACACGAAGAAGGAAGGCUGCUCGGAUGAGAGUGAGUCCAACGAAUCGGACGUUUCGGAUUAUUCCUACAGCAAGGUAUCUCCCAGCAAGAAGGUUAUCGAUCUCCAUCCUACCCCACGCUACAAUCCUCGGCCAUCGCGUGGAUCGUCCCAAACGAAGCAGGAACCGAUCAGUGUAGUGAUAUCUGCCUCCGCCGGUACAGUCAAACCGAGCACCGGGAACCACCUGUCCCAGCGCAAUCGGUCCAAAUCCACCUCCAAGACGAAAACAUCCAAGAAGUCAAAGUCGGCCACGAAAGCGGCACGGAAAGCAGGUCGUGCAGCUGGUGGCAAGAAAUCAUCCUCCUCGUCCUCCAACUCAUCGCUGGCAGCUGCUGGAGGUGGUGGUGAAUCGGAAGAGGAUGAGGACGAUGUGGAUGAAGAUGGUGAGGAUGGUGGGUCGUCGUCGGCGCGCGGCGCAUCAAAAGAUCGCGAUCGGGAAGAUGAGGCGGACGAAGACGAGGAAGAGAUGGACUACGAGGAAGAUGAGGAAGAAGAGGAUGAUAAUCUGUUCCGGGUGAACGAAAGGAUGGGUGCUUCCGAGCGUGAGUUUCUGCAGCGGUUGCAAGAAUUCCUUGAUCCACGGGCACUCCAAUAUGCGGAUAGUCAAGCUGCUUCACUAAAGGGUGUGAGUUUGUACGCGGUGUAUGCGAAGGUGCAAAAGAUCGGUGGCUACAGUGCGGUUAGUGAUAAGGAGGUGUGGAACCAGCUGCUGCAAGGUACGGGUGCGGAGAAUGGAGUGCUUAGCCGGCGGAAGUACGAGAAGAUUGUGCUACCGUUCGAGAAGCAUCUGCGCGAGUUGGUCGGUGAUCAAGAUUCGGAUGUGAAACGGGAAACCUUACUGCUGUUGGGUGAUGACGAGUUGGACACGAAGCUUCGAUUGUUGCGCGACGUUAAACUGGAGAAGCGUGAUCCGGACAGUAAAUCGCUGGCGCUGAUAGAAAACAACGGCAACGCGGGGUUGGAUUAUUCGGUAAAGCGUGAGGUGGUGGAGAAAGAUGAACUGUACGGGAAGUGUGGGCUUAAAGAGGACAGCAAUGGUGGAGGUAGCCCGAAUGGUGGUGUUCACCUCGGAAUGUCACCAGUAUCUGUUCCGCUGACGGUGAUCGUUCGACCAAAUCUCGAUGAAAAGGAUCAAAAGUCGUCCCAGAUACAGAUCAAGCAACCGCACACAACGAUCACGGUACAUCAGACAACGAUUCAUCCGCAUAAUGCCAACCACCAUCAUCACACCAGUCAGCCAAAUAGCAAUCAUCAUCACCAGCACGGUUCGUUGAGUGGACAGAGUCCGCAGCACAUUACGAACCAGAUACAGAUCACCAAUCAGAUCCAGAUCCAACAGAUCACGGUACAGUCGAAUGAUAAGAAUGGACCUGGUAGUUUGGCGGGAACAGGCUCGGGAAGUCCAAAUGAAUCUGCGGGACAGUUCAAGUAUAGCUUCAAACAAGACAAAUCGGGUCAAGAGCUGAAUAUUGAACCGGCUGCAACGACACCGAAGUCAAGCUCGACCACAAUCGCUUCCGGUGCGGGAUCACCGUCCGAGGGUGCAUCAUCACUGAGUCUAUUCCCGCUUAACCGACAGGGCACGGAUCCGGAUCUAACGAUAAAGGAAGUUUCGGUGUGUCCAACGAGUGGAACGCUAUCCAUUACGUCCAGUGCAUGCGUGCCGACGACACCUUCGAAGACGAGCUCGCUUAGGCAUGUGCGAAUGAAGAACGAUCGCAAGGGCAAUUCCGGUGGGAUGCUUAUGGAGGGUGGUGGGUUUAUGGGUGCUAGUCAGAAGGAGAACAUCCCACUGCUUGGCGGUGGAGUUGGCUCGGCGAGUUUGUUCGGUGGGCAGAGUCUAACCACAAUCACACCGAUCCCGGCCAACAUGAUGAUGGCAGGAGCGUUCCUCGGACAUGGUGCUGUUGGUGGCGGUGGUGGAGGUGGUUCGCACACUGGAGGACGCUCUUCGAUGGAUCUGGAACACGCUGGAAAGCAACAGCAACAGCAGACACCGGCAGCAACCGAAGUGAUCGAUCUGGUUGAUAGUGAUAACGAAAACGAUAGUUCACCACCUGGAUCGAAUCCCGGAUCGUCCGCCAACCGUAAACAGGCAGGUCAGGCGAUGCGUCCUAUACCCUCGCUGCUACCACCAAUGAAGAAGCGCAAGUUGGACAUCUUGCGCGAGGGUGGUCUCGAGGUAACACCGAUCUCAAACGGUGCCAGUAUCUUCUCGAGUCUCGGCAAAAGUACGGGACCGCCCAAUCCGAUGCGUAUCAAUAUCACGGCCGAACUGAACACGACUCCACCACGGUCGGACGUAUCGAAGCGCAACGAUCAGCCACGCAAAUGCAUUCCGACACCGCUCGAAUUCCAGACGCACUGUAUGUACACACGCACCGGCAAGAUAUUCGGCGACCCGAAGGAGUUGGUACCACCGCGGGCACCCGCGCCUGCACCGGAUCUACUCGAUUUGACUGGCCGCAUGGGUAUGGGUAUGAUGGGUGUAGAUAGCAUUGCAAACCUCUCCAGCAAAAACCAACCCUCGCUGCCCGGUAUGGAUUUCUCUGCCGGUGGUAAUGUGCGUGCGAAUGCACGCACUGGACCUGCGUCCCGGACGGCACCGAGCCUGCAGAUUACGUUGGUUCCGGGGCCGUCUAACAAUCACAACACCUCCGGUGGUGUUCCCGGUCUUCCACCGCCAAUGAUGACUCCGUUGAAUAUUCCCGUUCCGGUGCCAAGUCAGCAGACAGCAGCCGCAUCAUCCGCGUCCUCUAGUGCGAUGGGACACAAGAAAUCGAAAGCGUAUGAAAUUGUGCCAUUAAGAGACGGUGGUAUUACCGCACCAAUGAAGGAACCCAGCCCGAAGGUAACUAUCGGUCCAUCGUCUUCGUCGUCCUCUUCAUCCAGCUCGACGAACGGAACUAUCAUUCCGCCACCUCCACCACCAUCAGCCAGUCAGCUAGGAUUGAUGGGCGCUGCUGGAGCAUCUCCAAACAAUCUGCUCGAAACGCUUGCCAACCUGCAAAAGGUGAACCCGGUGCUGAUGGCCAGCAUACUGUCAUCAUCCGGUAUCUCAAAGUCCUCUAUACCUGGCUUAACGCAACUGCUUGGCACGCUUGCCGAUCAGUCACCACUAGCACCACCUGCGGCAAAGAAGACGCAACGGAGAAGAUCCAACUCACAAGCGGCGGCGGCCGCAGCAGCUGCUGCAGCAGCGGCCAAUUCCGUCCCGAGCGCACCCUCGCCCAACGUUUCGCCGGCCGGUGUUGGUGGUGUUCCUCCAGCAAAUGUACCCUCCAUGCCACCGUUCCCAAUGCCACCGGGCAAUUUGGGAAUAAUUCCACCAGGGAUGUUGCAAUCCAACUCUCCAUCACCGCAGCAUCAUCCACCGCAGGCUGAUUCACCUACGUCCGCGAACCAUCCGCUCAGUCAACAGAUUAAACUACUGCAGCAGGUGCAGCUACAGCAGCAGCAAAAGUUCUUCCAGCAGAAGGCAUCCGAAGAGCAGCAGAAGUUGCAAAUGUUCCAGCAGUAUUCCCAGAAACAACAACCUUCGCCGAGCCAAAACUCUCCCUCGUCACCCGUUUCGACUGUUGGGGCAGGUUCACCUUUGCCGGGUACACCACCACUCGCAAUGCCACCUUCGCCCGUAUCAGUACCACGCAUUCCGGUCGUUCCACCACCCUCGGGAGGUGUAUUGUCCGGACUUCCACCAGGUGCUGGUGCUGGAUUCCCGCCACCGUUCGACCCAAUCUAUCUGCCACUGUACGCGAAUCCGGGUCUAUACCUGCAAAGUCUGCCACCGGAACAGUUGCUGCAGUUGUACAAAAAUCUCCCGCAGGGCAUUCCAAUCACCAAGAGCUAGUCGGCAAGGGCGUCCUCCACGUCGAGCAGUAGUGAUCGUGGGAGUCCCGCGAUUCAUGCCGGUGAACUGUAGAGAGAAUAAUCACUCGCGCCCCCCACCCCAUAUUCUGUUCUGACCAUUUUGUGUUCCUUAGACGAUGACUUGGACGUGUUCCCGGGAGUGUGAAACGAAUCCGGUGUGAUGAUUGUUUUGAUAUGUGUUAAUGGGUUCUUUGUGUAGAUUUCUCCAUCAUUUGCAUGAGAGGUUUGAUCUAUUGAUUUUGUUUUUCUUUUCCGUUUCUUUUUUAAGUUUGCCACCCACGAAAUGAAAGACUAGGUCACGGUGUUUCGUUUGAGUUAUUUGUUAUUUAGAUAAAAUUUAGUGUGUAAAAUGUUUGUUUAGUUUUCUUUUUUAUUUCGUCUUCUAGAACAGAAGCAAACCUAGGAUGAACUAUUGUGUUGUAAGAUACCUGCAAUACACGAAGAUACGAUAAGAAAUUCCCUCAUUCCUUUUGCUUUCUAUCGUGAAGAAAUUGAGAAUGGCGUUUUGUAAAGAUUGUAACAAAUCAAACUAGUAGUGAAGAAUUAUUACCUAAUAUGCGCGUAAUGUAGUAGUGAAAUCUUAUAAAUUUACGAAAUAAUUGUCGCGUAAGGUUCUAGAGAAAAGGGGGAUUUGGAGCUGGGCUUGCUCACGCGAGUUGGCAAGCUCUGCUGCUAGGGUCGCCAAUUAAAUAGUAUAAACAAAGAAGAAGGAAAUGGAUCUGUACUCGGCAAACGAAAAAAAAAAACACUCACCAUCGUAACGAUAGGAGAACAGGAAACAAACGUAUGUUUUUGCUCGUGAAUAUAUAUGGUAGUAACAGUA
Molecule: messenger RNA, 7753 nt
Organism: Anopheles funestus (African malaria mosquito)
Lineage: Eukaryota; Metazoa; Arthropoda; Insecta; Diptera; Culicidae
Exons: 8
Coding region: 1544-6910 (1788 amino acids)
Biological process (GO): regulation of transcription by RNA polymerase II
Cellular component (GO): nucleus
Molecular function (GO): transcription cis-regulatory region binding
Source: RefSeq, a predicted model, not a curated record